AACACAACAGGUAUCGUAAUCGAAAGAAUUUCAUAUCUCAAAAUGUAAUGGCAGCGUGCUCCUUUGAUCAUACUUUUCUUUAUGUGGCUGCUGGAUGGGAGGGAUCAGCAUCUGAUAUGUCAGUACUCCGUGCAACACUGGAAGAUGGUAAAUUUAAUGUUCCUGAAGGUCACUUUUACUUAGUUGACUCAGGAUAUGCUAAUACUUCAAAAUUUAUCGCCCCAUAUCGUGGAUCACGUUAUCAUCUUGGAGAUUUUGCAAACAGGACCACCAGAGCCUAUCGAGAUACUAAAGACAAAUAUAAUCAUAGACAUGCACAACUACGUAAUGCAGUGGAAAAAGCAUGGGGAAUUUUAAAGCAAAGAUUCAAAAUUUUGAAAGUUGCUGCUCCAUUUCCUUAUAAAACUCAAGUCAAAAUCGUUGUAGCUUGUUGUGUUCUUCAUAAUUUUAUUGCAAGGCAUCAGGGAAAUGAUAAAUACUUUAAUAUGCUCAAUGGAUUAGAGAUGAAUGAGGAUGAAGAUGAGGUGGAGGAGGAAGAAGACCCCCAAUACAUGGUUGGUGCAGAUGAAAGUUUAAGGGGUGAGCAGCUUCGCAACAGGAUUGCUUUACAGCUUUGGAAUAAUUGAAAUAUGUAGUUGUCGAAUAUUGAAGUAUA
Molecule: messenger RNA, 655 nt
Organism: Asparagus officinalis (garden asparagus)
Lineage: Eukaryota; Viridiplantae; Streptophyta; Magnoliopsida; Asparagales; Asparagaceae
Product: protein ALP1-like
Exons: 2
Coding region: 48-626 (192 amino acids)
Source: RefSeq, a predicted model, not a curated record